Molecule: messenger RNA, 771 nt
Organism: Chelonus insularis
Lineage: Eukaryota; Metazoa; Arthropoda; Insecta; Hymenoptera; Braconidae
Gene: Tom20
Product: mitochondrial import receptor subunit TOM20 homolog B-like
Exons: 3
Coding region: 261-698 (145 amino acids)
Biological process (GO): intracellular protein transport; protein targeting; protein import into mitochondrial matrix
Cellular component (GO): mitochondrial outer membrane translocase complex; mitochondrial outer membrane
Molecular function (GO): transmembrane protein transporter activity
Source: RefSeq, a predicted model, not a curated record
UGUCGACACACAUGCAUAACAUUUAUCUAAUUUUCCGUCUCUAAACCUUUUGGAUUGCUUGAGAUUUUAUUUCAUUGCUCCAUUGUGCUCGUUAUAUUUCACUCUUCCUUGAAUUAGUGUGCUUUUCGGCUUCUUUGGAGAAGCUGUAGCACGUUCUAAAAUUGUUAAUUUUAAUUAAUAUAAUUAUUCUUAUUUAAGAUUCGCAUUUUUGGCAAUGUGGAUGUAUUGAAUUUUUUUGAUAAUUCAAGUUACGAUAUAAAAUGACUAUGAUUUCAAAGGCUGCAGUAGGCAUUGCGGUUGGAAUUGCUGGACUAUUUGUUGGUUAUUGCUAUUACUUUGAUAAAAAACGACGAAAUGAUCCGGAUUUUAAAAAAAAACUUCGUGAACGAAGACGUGCCAGGAAACAAGCUCAAAAAGCUGGAUCUCAGAUUCCUGAUUUAAAAGAUCCAGAAAUUGUACAAAAAUUCUUCUUACAAGAAGUUCAACUUGGUGAAGAGUUGCUUGCUGGUGGUGAUUUAGAGGGAGGAAUUGAGCAUUUGGCUAAUGCUGUAGCUGUAUGUGGACAACCACAAGAGCUUUUAAGAGUCCUUCAAAAAACAUUACCACCUGAAGUUUUCCAUUUGUUAUUGCAAAGAUUACCUGCAGUUGGGCAGAGGCUUGUAUCACAAACAACAAUGGCUGAUGAAGAUGUCGAAUAAUUUGCUCUAUUUUGAAAUGAAUAAGAUGUUGAAAACAUUACCAUUAUUAAAAAACUAAAAAUAAUUUACAGCA